Molecule: messenger RNA, 3348 nt
Organism: Ambispora gerdemannii
Lineage: Eukaryota; Fungi; Glomeromycota; Glomeromycetes; Archaeosporales; Ambisporaceae
Source: the annotation of a GenBank genome assembly
AUGAAAAAAGCCGAAUGGUUGCUUGUGGAGAAUCAAUGGGGUGAAAUUGCAAUUGAAAAGAUCCAAAGGAAAUUUUAUGGAGGCACAGUGACUUCAAUAUUUCCAUUGGACCUACUCGAAGAGUCAGAUAUUGCGAAAUUGGGUUCUCAUAUAGCUGACGAAACUUUACAUCAUAUGCAUUGCUUUGAUCACCGACAUCUUAGAUUUAUAUUUCAUCCGUGGCUGGGAAAGUUUCUUCAACAUGGGUAUUGGAAAGAUCCGUCAUGGACCAAUUUCAAGUCACUGAAAACGGGAAUCUCGCGUGAAAUUCAUAAUGAACGAGAAGUAAUCUUUGGAAAAAAUUUGAUAGAUAUUGAAGGAAAAUCGACCUCCCAACUGUUAUUCGAUGAGGUGUUACACCCUUUUUACAUUUUUCAAGUCUUUUCUAUUAUUCUCUGGUGUAUGGACGAAUACUAUUAUUACGCAAUAUGCAUUUUUAUCAUUUCUGCUACGAGUGUUACUACUACACUAAUUGAAACUAAGCGGACGAUAAAAAAACUACGCGAAAUGUCAAGAUUUGAAUGUGAUGUGCGUGUGUUUCGUGGUGGAUUUUGGAGAGUAGUAAGUUCCGAAGAACUAGCACCUGGUGAUGUAUUUGAAAUAUCUGAUCCAAAUCUUCACAUUUUCCCGUGUGACGCUCUACUAUUGACCGGCGAUUGUAUAGUCAAUGAAAGCAUGCUUACUGGCGAAUCAAUCCCCGUCUCAAAAUUACCCAUAACCGACACAGCACUACGUAAGCUAGAUUUCUCGUCUCCAAACUUUAGUCCCGACGAUUUAAAGUACAUUUUAUUUUCUGGCACGAAAAUUGUUCGUGUGAGAAGAGCAAGGAAUGGGAACGGGAGUAAUGGAGCUUUUAAUAAUAGUAGUAGCAACAUUGACGCUUCAGCUGAAGAUGAAGGGACUGCUUUGGCGAUGGCUGUUCGGACAGGUUUUAAUACAACAAAAGGCGCGUUGAUUCGUUCAAUACUUUUCCCGAAACCGAAUAAAUUUAAAUUUUAUCGUGAUUCUUUUCGAUUUAUUGGCGUAUUGGGAGGGAUUUCAUUCAUCGGCUUCUGUAUCAGCACAUACAAUUUCAUUCGAAUGGGCGUCACAGCACACAUGAUAGUUGUCCGUGCGCUGGAUCUGAUCACUAUUGUGGUUCCGCCCGCUCUGCCAGCUACCAUGAGUGUUGGGACUAAUUUUGCGAUUGGAAGGCUCAAUAAGGAAGGGAUAUAUUGUAUUAGUCCGGCAAGAGUUAAUAUCGGCGGAAAAAUUAAUUUAAUGUGUUUUGAUAAAACGGGGACUCUGACCGAAGAUGGAUUAGAUGUAUUGGGUGUGCGUUCUGUAAAUCAUCAGACUCAUAGAUUUUCUGAACUCCAUACAACAACCGAAACUUUGUCAUCGUCAUCACCAAACUCCGUUGAACCCACCACCUCGCACAAUCACCAAAAAAACCAAAAAAGCACAAUAAAAGAACACCAACAAAUCUUAUUCGCCAUGACAACUUGUCACUCUCUCAAGCUCGUGAAUGGCGAAUUAAUUGGGGACCCGCUCGACUUGAAGAUGUUUCAAUUUACAAAUUGGGUCCUCGAAGAAGGUGGUCAAACUACAUCUUCGCGUUCUUCUGUUGUUCUCAGGUCGUCCUCUUCGGAUAAUUCUUCGACCAGCUCUUUGAAUACUACAUUAGGUGGCACAAGCGGUAUUGUACCUACAGUGGUAAGACCUCCGGGUGGAAGACAAUUUAAUUUGGCAGAUGUGCUUGGAAAUGAUGAUAAGGAUCGAGAUGAAAAGGCAACACCAUUUCUUGAAUUGGGGAUAUUACGCACAUUUGAAUUUGUUUCUUCGUUACGUCGCAUGAGCGUAAUUGUUAAACGGUUAAGAAGUCAUACUAUGGAGGUCUUUGUUAAAGGUGCUCCUGAAGUUAUGAAAGAAAUAUGUAGGGAGGAGACACUUCCUGAUGAUUACAAAGAACUACUGCAUUUCUAUACACAUCACGGAUACCGUGUUAUCGCUUGUGCGGCAAGAAGUUUCGAGAAUCUUAACUGGAUGAAAGCUCAAAAAAUUAAAAGAGAACAGGUUGAACAAGAUUUAGAUUUUUUGGGAUUUAUUAUUUUCGAGAAUAAACUUAAACCUAGUUCGGCACCGGUAAUUGAUGUAUUGAGAGGGGCAAAGAUUCGACAGGUUAUGUGCACUGAUAACGUCUUGACUGCGGUCAGCGUAUCGCGUGAAUGUGGAAUUGUAAGCAAAAAUGCACAAAUCUACAUUCCAAGAUUUAUUGAAGGAUCCUCUAUCACGCCACGAGCAACACUUGCAUGGGAAAAUCUUGAUAAUUCACAGGAUUUAUUGGAUCCGCGAACUUUGGAGCCGAUAUUGGCUCCUUCUCUUCAGGAAAACUCUGUUGCUCGUGCAGAAUACCCACCAAACGAUCGUUCUGAUUUCAAUCUUGCAAUUACUGGUGAUGUGUUUCGUUGGAUGGUUGAUUAUGGGAAUCAAGUCACUUUAUUAAGAAUGUUAAUAAGAGGAAGUGUAUUUGCACGAAUGUCUCCGGACGAAAAACACGAACUCGUUGAGAAAUUUCAAGAAUUAGAAUAUUGUGUUGGUUUCUGCGGAGAUGGUGCUAAUGAUUGUGGAGCAUUGAAAGCAGCUGAUGUUGGGCUUUCAUUGUCGGAAGCAGAAGCGUCAGUGGCCGCACCGUUUACUAGUCGGUCUACGGAUAUUCAAUUGGGACGCACUGAACCAUACCCACGAAUAUACCCAAAGAGCCCAACCGCGAGUCUCGUCUCCAAAAAAGUUUUAACCUCGUUGAUUGGUCAGAUAUUAAUUCAAUCGGGGUUUCAAUUUUUUGUGUUCUUCUUAGUUCGCAGACAACCUUGGUACACACCACCUAAAUUUGAUCCCGAUAGCAAAAAUAUUUAUUGUUUCGAAGACACGGUGUUAUUCCUUGUCUCAUGUUUUCAAUAUAUUUUGAUUGCGGCGGUGUUUAGUGUUGGGCCUCCUUAUCGGAAAUCGAUGGAAACUAACUUCCCCUUCCUUCUCACCGCCACAGUCCUCACACUCCUUACAAUAUUCCUCGUCAUUUACCCACCUGGGUUUGCGCUAAACAUACUCGAAUUACACGGCGACAUCACCUUAAGCUUUCGAUGGUUGCUACUAAUCAUUGCAGCUGCUGACUUUUUCAUUUCGUGGAUUUGCGAAAAGUAUAUUUUCCUUAGUAUCACUCAUGUGUUCGGAAGUAUACGGGAUGCCGGUUUUUUUAGCAGGGAAAAGAAAAUGUAUCAUGCUUAUAAAAAACUUUAUAAAAGGGUGGAAGCUGAAAUGGGAGUUCGAUGA